GCCAGGCAAGCAAGGAAGGAGGCGCGCGCUUGGUGUUGCUGCUGCUGGUCUCUCGCUGUGGGUCCGCUAAGUGCCAUGGUGGUGCAGCGUCCGUGGAGGCGGCGGCUGCCGGGGCUGUAAGUGCAGGGGAGCCUCCAGCAGCAGCAGAAGCCGGGGGCAUGGGGCGGUGGCCGGGCCUGGGCUGCUGCAUCCUCCUCCCCACCUGGCUCCUGCUUUUGCUGCAGCUGCUGCUCCAGCCACCUGCAGUCCUUGCAGCCCAGGACCGUCCCUUGCAAGUGCUGCACGGCUGCCUGUUUGAUAGAAGACUGUGUUCCCAAGAGGAAGUCUGUGUGCAAGAUGGCUUGUUUGGUCAGUGCCAGGAAAGUUCGCAGCAAGAUCGGCCUUACUUCCAGGUCACCGUACCUGUGCUCCAGCGUCUGCAGGAUGUGCUCCAGCACCUCAUGGCAGAAGGAUUGUCAUGGCAGGAUGACCUUACCCAGUACGUGAUCUCCCGGGAAAUGGAACGCAUCCCUAAGCUUCACCUCCCACAUUCAUGGGAUUCAGUGGCUGAGAACAGGCUUCCAUCUAUGCAUCCAGCUCCCAGGAGAUCACCAUUGUCAUCUGAACCUGCUUCUCUCCAGGCAGCUCGCCAGCCCCCUCUCCCUCCUGCCCUCUUGCAACGAUACUUGGAACUAUUGUUGGCCUCACAGCCUGAUCUGGGUUACAAGGAGACAUUCCUCUCUUCCUACCCUCAUCACCAGUUCAGCUACACUGAUGGGACCUUCCAGGACAGCCCCAGCAUUCACAACCCAGAGCCUGCUAUUCUCCUGGACCGAGCUGCUGCUUCUAAGGCCCUGUUUGGUGCCAGCACUGCACCUUCCUAUAGAGGACAGCAGGGACUGGAUGGAGGCCAGCUGUUCCAAGACCUGGGAGCGCUGUACCUGACCCAAGAGCAGGCUGGUAAAUCCAGACCUAGGGGGCAGCACAGGCAAGGUUCCACGAACAAUGGGCUCCUUCAGGACUACGGUGAAAUCUCUGAACUUGGAGGAGAGUCCCAGACACACCUGGAAGAUCCAGACAGAGCUGUACAGAGACUGAUGGCAGUGUUUUCCAGAUAUGGGAUCAGACCACAGGACAUAAUCGGACUACUACAAUAUCCAGCUGGUGGGCUUGGACCAGAGACCCUGGAAUCUAAGCGGGCAACAGAAGCUGAAAUGCAACAUGGAGGAAAGUUGGAGCCACUGCCCUCUCAAGGGAGCCACGUUAGUGCCAUCCCCACAGAGGGACAAAUACAGGCACAGGGGGAGACGGUUGGCCCAACUGAGGCCAGAAUAGCAGUGACAACAGCUUCCCCAGAAAACCUGGAGCUUCUUUAUCCUGGCAAGGAGGACACAAGUGGCCUCGAGGGGCAGGUGUUCGUGAAGAAGAGCCACACAACGUAUGGGGGACCCAACAAGGAGGAGGAGCAGCCAGAGACGGCACUGGCUGCUGAGGAAUACGGCUACAUUGUCACCGACCAGAAGCCAUUGGGUCUUGCUGCUGGCAUCAGGCUCCUGGAGAUCCUGGCAGAGCAUGUGCACUUGUCUACUGCUAGCUUCAUCAACAUCAGUGUUGUGGGCCCAGCCCUCACAUUCCGCAUCCGUCAAAACCACCAAAACCUGUCUCUGGGUGAUGUGGCCAACAGGGCUGUACUGGUGAAGCCACAACUGGAGACAGAGGUGGGAGUGAAGAUCCUACAGAUGGGCGUUGGACAGCGCAAUGAAGCUGCAACCUAUCCACAUCCCACACACUUUGGGGACACAUUUCGCUCUGUACUGCUCACCUUCGUGUUACUGGCCUGUGUAGCUGGUGUUGUUAUUGCUGCUGCAGUGAUCUUCUGCUUGCGCCAACAUGCCAAACAGCGGGAGAAGGAGCGCCUGGCAGGGCUGGGCCCCGAGGGAGCUGCUGACAGCACCUUUGAGUAUCAGGAGCUUUGUCGGCAACACAUGGCUGCCAAAUCGCUGUUUGGCCGUGCAGAAGCACCUCCACCCCCUGCCCCAGCCGACAAUUCCCGCGUCAGCAGUGUCUCCUCCCAAUUCAGCGACGCACCCCAGGCCAGCCCCAGUUCCCACAGCAGCACACCAUCCUGGUGCGAGGAGCCCGUACAGUCCAACAUGGACAUCUCCACUGGUCACAUGAUUCUGGCAUACAUGGAAGAUCACCUACGCAAUCGGGAUCGGCUAGCCAAGGAGUGGCAAGCACUAUGUGCAUACCAGGCUGAGCCUAAUGCCUGUGAUGCUGCCCAUUGCGAAGCCAAUGUCAAGAAAAACCGCAACCCAGAUUAUGUGCCCUAUGACCAUGCCCGCAUAAAGCUGAAAGCAGAGAGCAACCCAUCUCGGAGUGACUUCAUCAAUGCCAGUCCUAUUAUUGACCAUGAUCCACGGAUGCCAGCUUACCUUGCUACUCAGGGGCCCUUAUCCCACACCAUUGCUGAUUUCUGGCAGAUGGUGUGGGAAAAUGGCUGCACUGUCAUUGUGAUGCUGAGUCCAUUGGUGGAGGACGGUGUCAAGCAGUGUGACCGUUAUUGGCCAGAUGAGGGGUCCUCACUGUACCACAUCUAUGAGGUGAACCUGGUCUCAGAACACAUCUGGUGUGAGGAUUUCCUGGUGCGCAGCUUCUACCUGAAGAAUGUGCAGUCUCAGGAGACCCGGACUUUGACGCAGUUUCACUUCCUGAGCUGGCCAGCAGAAGGCAUCCCCACCACCACACGGCCUCUUCUAGACUUCCGCAGGAAGGUGAACAAGUGCUACCGAGGCCGCUCGUGUCCAAUCAUAGUGCACUGCAGUGAUGGUGCAGGAAGGACUGGGACAUACAUCCUCAUUGACAUGGUUCUGAACCGAAUGGCCAAAGGUGAGAGAGUGGGGGCUGUCCCAUGGACACAGUCUGCCAGGCUCAGGAGGGCCAUGUCCUCAGGCGUGAAGGAAAUUGAUAUUGCAGCCACUCUGGAGCACGUGCGUGAUCAGCGGCCUGGCAUGGUACAGACAAAGGACCAGUUUGAGUUUGCACUGACAGCUGUUGCGGAGGAGGUGAAUGCCAUCCUGAAGGCGCUGCCACAGUGAUGCACUACUCAGCGUACCCUAGCUUGGUGACUCCCUAAUUUGACCCUUUGCCUCUGCUGUGCCAUGUCCUUGCUCACAGAGUAUUCUCCCUUCAUUAAAGUCUUAUCUCCAUGUUGUUGGCCAUGGCUACAUUUAAGCUACUUGUGGAGAGACUGGCUUCUUGCCUUCUCGCCCAGCUUGGUCCUGUCAAUCGGAUGUCCUAUCCCCAUCCCUACCCAUCCCUGGCCUUGGUUGAUGCAAAGUGAGGUCCUGCUUUGCACUCCUACAAACUAGUCAGCUCUCUAGUAAAUUUAGGCUGGAUCCUCCUAGAAUAAUGCAGAGGCUGAAAUUCCAGACACAGCUAGUCACCUUUUAAAACUCAUUGGUCUCAAGUAGGGACAGGGGAUGUAUGUUCCUCUGGAUGUUAAGUGACUCACAUCAUCCCAUACUAUGCUGCUUAGGGUUAAUGGGAGAUGCAGUCCAAUGGCAAGAAGGCUUCUUUUUCACCACCCUUAUAUUGAAGCAUACUUUGUGUCCAUGAACUUUCUGUAUUUGCCAGUUUCCACAGGGUGAGGAGUGUGAAUUUGCAGAUACAUGGCCCUGUGUCCUCUCCUUGCUGUAUGGGACACUGGUUAGUCUCAAAUGGCAAUUUAAAUUUCUGGGUACCAAGCUGGGAGCCCAUAUUACUCAUGAACCACACAAUUUUCCUCCUCCUUCUGCUCUGCUCUGCCCUUCCCUAAACCUUACUACCUGUACCUACUUUCUAGGCAACCCAAAAAGCUCCCUGGAGCUGAGCCACAGCAGGGGAGGGAUCGUACUGCUUCUCCUCACCAGCACAGCCCCCUCUCUGUUUCCUUCCUUAGUUUAUCUGCAGGCCAGAAGCCAGGCCUCACCACAGCCAUUCUUUGACUUCCCGAAAGGGUGGCAGGGUGCCCCACAACUGUCCCCCACCCUGGUGUUUGUCUCCCUUUUCUCCCCCUCCCUGUGUUAACUACAGUGAGAAAACAUUUCUAGAGAAUCUAAUUUUGUAUUUGAUGUGAAUAAAGUUUGUGUCGCGUUUGUGCAGCUGCA
Messenger RNA from Sceloporus undulatus (fence lizard), 4127 nucleotides. It is a transcript of the gene PTPRN, whose product is annotated as protein tyrosine phosphatase receptor type N. The coding region runs from base 159 to 3077 and encodes 972 amino acids. Lineage: Eukaryota; Metazoa; Chordata; Lepidosauria; Squamata; Phrynosomatidae. The transcript has 23 exons. Gene Ontology annotation, molecular function: protein tyrosine phosphatase activity. Gene Ontology annotation, cellular component: secretory granule. The record is from RefSeq and is a predicted model, not a curated record. Gene Ontology annotation, biological process: protein dephosphorylation.